This is a messenger RNA of Suhomyces tanzawaensis NRRL Y-17324, 2016 nucleotides long. RefSeq lists its product as uncharacterized. Gene Ontology annotation, molecular function: ubiquitin-ubiquitin ligase activity. The transcript has a single exon. Lineage: Eukaryota; Fungi; Ascomycota; Pichiomycetes; Serinales; Debaryomycetaceae. Gene Ontology annotation, biological process: protein monoubiquitination; protein polyubiquitination. The record is from RefSeq and is a predicted model, not a curated record. Gene Ontology annotation, cellular component: ubiquitin ligase complex. The annotation marks the transcript as partial.
CCUGCCUACGAGGAUGUGCCCAUGUGGAGCAUCUUGCCGUCGUACCAUCUCUUCCAGUCGACGUUCUCCAAGAAUAUCCUGCCAGGAACCGAAGAUCGUCCUCCUCCAACCUACUUCACCACCCCAGACUGCCAGCCUUCCAGCAACGAGUACUUUCCCCAGGUCCCCAACGACGACGUGGACUCACCCACGCGCUGGGAAGACACCAUCCUAGCCAACUCAUACCGGAUGAAGAAAUUGACCGGUUUCGACCAUCUCCACAUCUCCAUCCACCUCACGGCUGCUCCGUGCAAGCUUGGAGUGCCGCCUCAGCUCCUCAAUCACGACCGUUUCGAGUUCCAGCAGGGCGACCCCGUCCAGGGCUAUAUCACCGUGCGCAACACGGCUCCAUUUCCGCUCCCAUUCGACAUGUUCUCGGUGGUGUUCGAGGGCAAGAUCUCAGUGAUGCCAGAGUCCUCGGAAAAGAAGGAGCCAUUGGUCUUCAACAAGUUCCUCAACAUGUUCGACUACAAUGCCUCGUGGACUCCUGUCAACUUCGACGACCACGACGAUGUCAUGUUCGACCCAAUCGACAACACUAGAAACCGGUUCCCCAUGGAAAAGUUCUUCGAGCCCAACGUCACCUACAAGAAGUUCUUCAAUUUCAAAAUCCCAGACCGGCUCUUGGACUGUUCUUGCGAGACCCACAAUUUCCAGCGGCACAUCCAAAUCAUGCCCACGAUUGGCUUGGACAAGGACCAAUUCUUGAAGGAUAUUCGCAAAUUCCGAGAGAGAAAUAAACGACCCGAAUUGGUACGCAAAAAGUCAAACAUCAAUGAGGUUUUGGAUAGAAGAAUCAAGGACUUCUCGUUUUCGGACACCUCCAUCAGUUACAGCGUUGAAGCUCGAGUUAUAGGCAAGGAUUCGGAGUACACCAAGGUAUUGGGGAAACCCAAACCCCAAGGAGAAAAGGAAGAGUUUUUAAUCGUCAGCGAAGCUAGUUGCUUCAUUAGAGUGGUUCCUAAAGAGACCUUAUUGUACGAAUUCGACACGGAAGUCCUCGAUCGUCAAUCUCAGUCAGUUUACAAUAAUUUGGUACGAAUAGUACGACAAAAAAUUGAUUUGGGAAAACAGCUAUUGCAGGAAAAAGAAAUCGAAAAUAGUGAAACUACCCACGAAUUAGGACGAACUUCUUCUGUGUCCAAAAUAAAACAGACUGGUCAACAAAAUGGGGUUAAUGGUGUUCAUAAAACCAAGUAUGAAGUAUUCGUUCCAUUGAAAAAGAAAACCCUUACUGCUCCACCAAAGAUAGUGGCGGUUCUUGGCAUGGCUACUGCCAAAACAGAAUAUAAAGUUCAAUAUUGUCCCCCUCAUCUUUUUAAAUCGAUAUUGCUGCACUCUCCUCGAGAGGAAAUUUCUACUUUGGUGCAAAUUCCUAUUGAUUUGACACUUCAAUUCAGUAGCGAGGCAAGUACUAAGUCGAUGAAGCCACCUGAAAUUAAGUCGAUUGGUGCAGAAUUAGUCGUCUUCACCCACAGAUCAAAAAAGUAUGCUAUACCAAUCGAAGUGACUCACGACUUACUUUUCAAGAAUAAUGGAGAGGAGAAUGACAACUUUGAAGGAAUUGUGAUCAAGCCGUUUAAACAGUAUCUUCAUGAGCUAUCUGAAUUGAUGGAGAAAUUUAACAGCGGUGUCUUGGAUGUCGAUCGGCAGCUUGUGAUGGACAUCAAGUGUUUGGCUUACAUGCAGACCAAGUACAACAAGUUGAAAAUCGAGAAUGUCAAACUGAAUCAAUUUUCCACUACGUGGAAAACCGGGUCGCUGGCCACCACCUUGACCAAGAAAUUUAUGAUUUCUUUAGAUUUGAAGGCGGUGUUGAGUAGGGAACUGACGGAAAAUCUGGUCAGUGAAGCUCAUGCGUUGGUUCCAAGCUUCCAAAGUUGCAUCAUCGGAAGGUCAUACUACAUUGUGGUGACCUUGCGUUUACAAAACGGGGAAAGCGUGAGUCUCAAGGUACCCUUGAAGAUUCUACGCUAG